GCUAGUUGAAAGAAGGUGUGGGCAGGAUGAUUUCACGUCCCACUUCAAGCUUUCAACAAAACUCACAAGGCUUCCAAAUGUAUAGUGGGGUGAUGGAGAGCGUGCUAUCCUCUUCCGCUGACACCGGGGCGGUGUCUGGAACGAGUCUGGCCCACUUAAAUGCUCUCCUCUACAAUAUGUCGAUCCUCAAAGACAAGGUGCAGCAGGUUCAAUCUCUGGUCGACAUCGUUGUCAUGUCCGAUCAUGGCCCACAGAAUUCUGCAGCCAUAGCUUUUGCAGGGAUGGGAACCCUAAUCCAAGAGAUCGUCGUCACUGCAUCGUCCAUGAUGUACGCUUGCCAGAAGAUGGCCCUCAGUACCGGAGUCCAGAAUCGUGGAGAUGAAUUGCACCGGCAUCAUCACACCAACGAUGUUCCAUCUCAACCAAAUAACGUGAUGGGCCAUGUGAUCCACGUCGGAGAUGAUGAUGAUGAUAGAGGCUUCUUUGAUAGAUACAAGGAAGACAAUGAUCAUAAUCACAAUAGUAACGAAGACAACGAAACAGAAUUCCAUCAUGAGAUCGGAAAAAUAGAUGGAUUACCUGAUUUUCCUUUGAUGACUGCUGGUGUUGUUGAAUUAGAUGCUGCUGAAUUACUUGCCAAAUACACCCACUAUUGCCAAGUUUGCGGGAAAGGAUUCAAGCGGGAUGCGAAUCUAAGAAUGCACAUGCGAGCGCACGGGGAUCAGUACAAGUCCAAUGCAGCUCUGAGUAACCCCAUGAAGGCGGCGGGCCAUGCCAACAACUCCUUAAUCAACUCCUCUAGAAAAUAUUCAUGUCCCCAAGAAGGGUGCAGAUGGAACAAGAAACACAACAAGUUCCAACCAUUGAAAUCGAUAAUAUGUGUCAAGAAUCACUACAAGCGGAGCCAUUGCCCGAAGAUGUAUGUCUGCAACCGAUGCAACCAGAAGCAGUUCUCCCUACUAUCUGACCUCCGAACACAUGAGAAGCAUUGUGGGGAUCUCAAAUGGCAGUGCACGUGCGGGACCACCUUCUCCAGGAAGGAUAAGCUCAUGGGCCACGUUUCGUUGUUCAUUGGGCAUGCUCCGGCAACAAACUUCUUCAGUGACCCAGGAAAUCCGACCGUUCAUGACCGGAAGUUCCGAUCGGCGCCAUGAAAGCCCUAUUGAUCAGCUUGAUUUGUGAGAGGAGAAGCUUUGUAAAGAUGCUCGCAUGUUUAUGAGACUUUUAUACAUGAGAAUCAGCAAAAUAAGGUGCUGCCAAACAUUUGUAUAAUCAUAUAUAUGAUGUUAGUUUUAC
This is a messenger RNA of Magnolia sinica, 1296 nucleotides long. RefSeq names its product protein SENSITIVE TO PROTON RHIZOTOXICITY 2-like. The record is from RefSeq and is a predicted model, not a curated record. The transcript has a single exon. NCBI's taxonomy places the organism in Eukaryota, Viridiplantae, Streptophyta, Magnoliopsida, Magnoliales, Magnoliaceae. Gene Ontology annotation, biological process: response to aluminum ion; response to acidic pH. Bases 27 to 1154 code for a protein of 375 amino acids.